Molecule: messenger RNA, 2953 nt
Organism: Nanorana parkeri
Lineage: Eukaryota; Metazoa; Chordata; Amphibia; Anura; Dicroglossidae
Gene: SIM2
Product: single-minded family bHLH transcription factor 2
Exons: 11
Coding region: 138-2429 (763 amino acids)
Biological process (GO): regulation of transcription by RNA polymerase II
Molecular function (GO): DNA-binding transcription factor activity, RNA polymerase II-specific; RNA polymerase II transcription regulatory region sequence-specific DNA binding; protein dimerization activity
Source: RefSeq, a predicted model, not a curated record
GAUGAGAGCGGAGAUGUGAUCGAUGAUCGGGGCUGGAUCGUCCAUUGUGUGCCAGGCUCCAUGCUGCCCUCCCUGAGCAGGCAGGAGGAGGCUGAUGAUUAUGUCAGUGCUGCUGGAGUCACCGUACAGUAGUCACCAUGAAGGAGAAGUCUAAAAAUGCGGCCAAGACCCGCAGGGAGAAGGAGAAUGGGGAGUUCUAUGAGCUGGCCAAACUACUACCACUACCAUCCGCCAUCACCUCCCAGCUGGACAAAGCCUCCAUCAUCCGGCUCACCACCAGCUACCUGAAAAUGAGGGCUGUCUUUCCGGAGGGUCUUGGAGAUGCAUGGGGCCAUCCUGCAAGAACUGGACCAUUGGAUAAUGUGGCAAAGGAGCUGGGAUCUCAUCUACUUCAGACCCUAGAUGGAUUUGUGUUUGUCGUUGCUUCAGAUGGAAAAAUAAUGUACAUUUCGGAGACAGCUUCAGUACAUCUGGGAUUGUCUCAGGUGGAAUUGACUGGUAAUAGCAUAUAUGAGUAUAUCCAUCCUUCAGAUCACGAUGAGAUGACAGCAGUUCUCACAGCUCAUCAACCCAUCCACCCACACUUAUUGCAAGAAUGUGAAAUAGAGAGGUCAUUCUUUCUACGGAUGAAAUGUGUGUUGGCCAAACGGAACGCAGGUCUGACGUGUAGUGGCUAUAAGGUCAUUCACUGCAGUGGGUAUCUGAAAAUAAGGCAGUAUAUGCUGGACAUAUCUUUAUAUGACUCCUGCUAUCAAAUUGUAGGGCUAGUGGCUGUGGGUCAGUCUUUACCGCCGAGCGCCAUCACAGAGAUCAAACUCCACAGCAACAUGUUUAUGUUCAGAGCGAGUCUGGACCUCAAACUCAUUUUCCUGGACUCCAGAGUAGCUGAUUUAACUGGUUAUGAGCCUCAAGAUCUCAUAGAGAAAACACUGUACCACCAUGUACAUGGCUGUGAUGUGUUUCAUCUUCGCUAUGCACACCACCUUUUGCUAGUGAAAGGCCAGGUCACCACAAAGUACUACAGGCUGCUCUCCAAGCAUGGAGGAUGGGUGUGGGUGCAGAGCUACGCCACUAUUGUCCACAAUAGCCGAUCUUCCAGACCUCACUGCAUUGUGAGCGUCAACUAUGUCCUUACAGAUAUAGAGUACAAGGAACUGCAGCUCUCUCUGGAGCAAAUGACUGUUUCCAAAGCUCCUUUUCAAUGCCGGAAUUCAGUCACUACCUCGCAGGAAGCAAGGAAACCAGCCAAGUUGAAAGCUGCAAAAGUCAAAGCAAAACAGCCAAGAUCAAACCCCUACCCACAGCCACACACUUCCUACCAAGAUAAGAUGGAAUUUGCACAGUUUGGAAACUGGAAAGGAGCUCCCACAAUAAAUGCCACCAAUAACCAAGAACCAAGCAACCACACGGAAAACAGUGAACUUUUGUACCCCGCCCCCUACAGCCUACCAUUCCCUUACCACUAUGGACAUUUUCCAAUGGACUCCCAUGUGUUAGGUGGCAAAAAACAAGUGCAAGUGAUGCCUUCUAGGUUUGGACAGAGCCAAGGAUCGCCAUGUGAGGUGGCAAGAUUUUUCUUUGGUGCGAUACAAACAGGGGGAGAGUGUCACUGGCAUUACUCCAACCCCUUAGUGCCAAAUUCUCCACCAAAAACUGUUCAUGAGCAGCCUGCAAGUCAGACGUGUCACAGCCUCUCUCAGAAUUAUGAUGCCAAGCGGUACAGCUCUGGGGAAAGCUCAUCCGAUGGAUUCACGGGCUGUUCUUCAUCCUCAUCUUCGAGACCCAACCUCCGUUAUAAGGAUGAGCUCUACUGCUCCACAACCAUGAAGACCAGCAAACAGGAGAACAGAGGCAUUGCCACCUAUCACACAGUGAAAGAGGAGAACAAGUUGGACUUUAGUAGGUACCAGCAGGAGAAAAUGGCUGGCAGCGAAAAGCACUUUUCAAACUCCUUAAACAAUUCUCUGCUGCCAAAAUCCGAAUGUCUUCACGCAAAGACUGUAGGACAGUUGAGCCACUUGCUCCCCAGGCCAGUGGUCUAUGAGCAAACGAGAAGGAUCUGUAUGAAGGAGCCUAGAUAUGGGCCUGUCGGUCUGCAUCAGACCGGCUAUCACGAACUGGAAGGUGACAGAACAACGCAAAAGUAUCCUCACCACAACCCCGAACACGAGCACUUCAAAUCCCGUAGCCAAGUCCCCUACGCACCUCUUAAUUACCACCACGUGUUAUCCAAACACGGAACUUGUCAGGCUUCGUCGUGCACAGAGCCUGAACAUGGGACAGAAAACUAUGGUUAUUCCUCAGAGGAAAUGAACUCGUUUAUUUACAAAAACCAAAGUCCUUCGUCCAUGUCUUCUCCCGAAACUCACCGUGAAACUGCACUUCCCCACUAUAUUGGGACUUCUGUCAUUAUAACCAAUGGAAGGUGACAGCGGUCCUUAGGGUUGUUGUUUUUUUAUGCGUUGAUUGGAAAGGGGAAAAAAAAUGGAAAAACAAUCUAACUGGAAUUAUUUACUCGGAAGCAUGAGUGAGACCAGUGACCAAUCCCUACCAAGCGUAGCCGAAGGUCGUCAAAGGACAGGCGUGCAUGUUUUCUUGCCAAGCCAAGUGUAAUGGAACCUGAAAGGUCAGGAAUACACAACUAGCCUGAGAGCGGCAUUGUUACAGAUUAAUCUCUGGUGUAGGCCGUGCCAUUUAAGAAGUCAUGGGCCAGAUCAUAUUUUCCCCUACUCCACUGCUGGAUGAAUAGAAAGGCCACAUUCUAAGAUGUACACCUUCAUACUUCAUUACAUAGAGGAAAAGUUUCGUACCUCUCCUCAAACAACCCAUAUUAUUUAAUCCCCCCCGUUACCCCAGAGAGAAUUUCAUAUUCAAAGAGCAAAUCCAGAUGAAUAUAAAAACCUAAAAUUAGUCUACCCACAUACACAAUAUAACAGGAGAACUAGUGCAUUUC